AUACAAGAGUAGAAUGGAGCUGGGGACAUACAAGCCACCUUAUGCGAAAGACAAUCACGGAUAUGAAGAGACGAGAAAGACCUCCACUUGCUAGCGACGCAAGCAGAGAACAAAGGAGCUAAAGUGCCAAAGCCCUCGCCACGGCGCAUUUACGUCUUUUGUGGCCAUGAAAGGACUUGCAUGGCCUGCACGGCCACGGCGCUUCUUUCGGCGGCAUUUCAGCCACUGAUGGACGAGAUAUCAUUGGCCAAUCUCCUUCUUUGUCGGAACGAAAUCGCGUUUUGGCGAACAUCGCAUAUAUACGCAUCGGUGGCAACAUCCGCUUCAUCGGCGUCGAUACGACCUGUUCAAAUGAUGUCAAGCUCUCGUCCUGGACCAGUCAUACGAGAGCAAGCUGUCCGAGCGCCUCCUUUGUUCGCCCUGUUCUCCAGCUAACUGAUGAUGUCUGUCUUGCGUCUCUCGGAGGAAACAAGCGAA
Messenger RNA from Laetiporus sulphureus 93-53, 477 nucleotides. RefSeq lists its product as uncharacterized. The record is from RefSeq and is a predicted model, not a curated record. The coding region runs from base 181 to 435 and encodes 84 amino acids. NCBI's taxonomy places the organism in Eukaryota, Fungi, Basidiomycota, Agaricomycetes, Polyporales, Laetiporaceae. The transcript is spliced from 4 exons.